AUGGAAUUAAUCCGUUUAAAAUUCAACUACGCAUACGUUUCCAACUUGAUUGAACAAGAAGUUAUCGAAGAUAUCAACAUAGUGAUUCCAAUCAUGGGUGGUUUAAUGCUGCUUCAUAUAGCAGCUUUUAAUAACGAUCAAAAAUUGGUGGACUAUCUGCUCCACAAGGAAGCUGAUGUCAAUUCCAAAAGUCAGUACUGGGGUACAGCUCUUCAUGUCGCUGUUAUAAUGGAGAACCUGAGUAUAAUUGAAAGUCUAAUAAAAUGUGGAGCAGACGUUAAUACUCAACUAAUUGCGGACUCUGGUUUGAUCCAUUUCCGGUAUGCAGCUGAGGAAAAUCAUGAAGAAAUUCCUGAGUUUUUAUUAAAAAACGAUGCCAAUGUGAGUGCGACGUUGAAUACUUAUGAUUUUUGUUUUGGUAAAUUACCAUUACAAAUCGUUGUUGAUCGAAGUAAUGAAGAAAUGGUAGAGCUACUUUUAAAAAAUAAUGCUGAUCCAAAUCUUGAUGCUCGUAUUUUUGAAACACCACUAAUCUGUGCUGCUAAAUUGUGCGGCGAAGUUUUAUAUUGA
Molecule: messenger RNA, 570 nt
Organism: Microplitis demolitor
Lineage: Eukaryota; Metazoa; Arthropoda; Insecta; Hymenoptera; Braconidae
Product: putative ankyrin repeat protein RF_0381
Exons: 1
Coding region: 1-570 (189 amino acids)
Molecular function (GO): protein binding
Source: RefSeq, a predicted model, not a curated record